UCUCUCUCUCUCUCUCUCUCUCUCAAUAAAACCCUGCCUGUCUUUACAUUCCAAACCUUCAAAGAACCCAGAUUUCAGUGGAAAGUGCGUCAAAGUAUACUACUUUCAUGGGUUCUCUGUGUUGUUUUCUCUUCUAGUAUGCUGUACAAGUCUCUUAUCUAAUACCCUGAUCACGCUUUAGCAUUUGCUUCCUCUGUUUCCUGUGGAAUUGAAUUUCCAAGAAAUGGCUCCAAACUCAGUCGUAGUUACAAUCGAGAAGCCUGACAGCUCUGAACUAAAGGUUAAUGGCUUGGAUUCAUCUGUGUUUCUUGAGAAACAAAAGGCAGUGAGCACCAAGCAAUUCACAUGGUUUCUUCUUCUCAAAGUUAAUAGAAUAUUUGCUUGCCUUUCAUGGCUGCCAAUGGCAUUCAGGGCCAUGUUUGUUUCACUUAAAAAACGCAUUGCCUUAUCUGACAUGAGUGAUGAAGAGCCCAAAAGCAGAGGAAGGUUGUAUAGAUUCAUCAAAGCUUUUCUUGGUUUGUCAAUUGUAGCUCUGGUCAUUGAAGUCAUUGCCCAUUUCAAAAACUGGAAUUUGAAUCUGAUUCAGCCUUGGGAGGUUCAGGGUGUGGUGCAGUGGUCCUAUAUGACCUGGUCGGCGUUCAGGGUUGACUAUAUUGCUCCUGUGGCUAUAAUUCUCUCUAAAUUCUGCAUUGUACUAUUUCUGAUUCAAUCUCUUGAUCGACUGGUUCUGUGUCUUGGAUGUUUCUGGAUCAAAUACAAGAAGAUAAAGCCCACAGUAGCAGCAGAUGCAUAUGACAUUGAAGAUUCUUCUACUGUCCCAAUGGUCCUUCUACAGAUCCCCAUGUGCAAUGAGAGAGAGGUGUACGAGCAAGCAAUUGAAUCUGCUUGUAAGAUGGAUUGGCCAAGAGACAGACUUUUAAUUCAAGUUUUAGAUGACUCGGAUGAUAGGAAUUUACAGCUUUUAAUCAAAGACGAAGUCUCAACAUGGAACCAGAAAGGUGUCAACAUAAUCUACAGACAUCGGUUGAUCAGAACUGGUUACAAAGCAGGCAACCUUAAAUCAGCCAUGGGUUGUGAUUAUGUCAAAGACUAUGAGUUUGUGGCAAUAUUUGAUGCUGAUUUCCAGCCCAACCCUGAUUUCCUUAAGCUGACCAUUCCUCAUUUCAAGGGAAAUCCUGAAUUGGGACUUGUCCAGGCUCGCUGGUCCUUUGUGAACAAGGAUGAGAACUUACUUACAAGGCUCCAAAACAUCAACUUGUGCUUCCAUUUUGAAGUGGAACAGCAAGUCAAUGGUGCCUUCCUCAAUUUCUUCGGAUUUAAUGGAACUGCAGGAGUUUGGAGAAUUAAGGCUUUGGAAGAAUCAGGAGGCUGGCUAGAGAGAACAACAGUUGAGGAUAUGGACAUUGCCGUUCGAGCACACUUGAAUGGAUGGAAAUUUAUCUUCCUUAAUGAUGUCAGAGUCCUUUGUGAAUUACCUGAGUCUUAUGAAACUUACAAGAAGCAACAGCACCGCUGGCAUUCGGGUCCUAUGCAGCUCUUCAGAUUGUGUCUUCCUGCUAUCUUAACUUCCAAGAUGUCAAUGUGGAAGAAGAGCAACUUGAUAUUUCUUUUCUUUCUUUUGAGGAAGCUGAUUCUUCCCUUUUACUCAUUCACAUUGUUCUGUAUCAUACUUCCAUUGACCAUGUUCUUGCCUGAGGCUGAACUGCCUCUUUGGGUAAUUUGUUAUAUCCCCAUUUUCAUGUCCUUUCUAAACAUUCUUCCAUCCCUAAAAUCUUUCCCUUUCUUGGUUCCAUACCUACUGUUCGAGAACACAAUGUCUGUCACAAAGUUCAAUGCCAUGGUUUCUGGGCUAUUUCAGCUGGGAAGUUCUUAUGAGUGGGUGGUGACGAAGAAGACUGGAAGAUCAUCUGAAUCAGAUUUGUUAGCCCUUGCUGAGAGGGAAUCACUGUCUUCAAAUGAAGAGAAGAUCCUAAGGAGGAACUCUGAGUCUGGUUUGGAAUUGUUAAGUAAACUCAAGGAACAAGAAGUAGCCCCCAUCCCCAAGAAGAAGAAAAAAAAUGGGAUCUACAGGAAGGAGCUUGCGCUUGCUUUUCUGCUACUCACGGCAUCAGCCAGAAGCUUCUUAUCAGCACAUGGAGUUCACUUCUAUUUCUUGCUUUUCCAAGGGCUGUCAUUUCUUGCUGUAGGGUUGGACUUGAUAGGUGAGCAGAUGGGCUAAAACCCUAAAACAAAACAAAAGUGCAAUUUCCCCAUAGUUAUUUUUGACAGCCAUGUUGAACCUUAAGGACAGAUUUGCAGCUCUUGGUGUUCAAAGUUGAAUUCUUUUACAUGUAGAAACAUUUCCCAUUUGUUAGAAAGAAGGUCAUGGGUAAGAUAUAAGAAUUGAGUUAAUUGUACAACGGUAUAUGUCUUCAGUGUAUGAAGUAAUGACAAUCAGUAUAAACAA
Prunus mume (Japanese apricot) is the source of this 2446-nucleotide messenger RNA. It is a transcript of the gene CSLC04, whose product is annotated as Cellulose-synthase-like C4. The record is from RefSeq and is a predicted model, not a curated record. Lineage: Eukaryota; Viridiplantae; Streptophyta; Magnoliopsida; Rosales; Rosaceae. Gene Ontology annotation, cellular component: Golgi apparatus. Gene Ontology annotation, molecular function: glycosyltransferase activity.